AUGGUGAGGAGGAUGACGAUAUUCCAGGCACUGUUUAAAGUGUUUGGCCGUUACCAAUUUGCUCAGAUUGUAGCGAGCCUCGCCUUCUAUAAUGUGGGGAGCCCCCUAAACCUGAUGGAUAAACCUGGGCUCCUGGUUUCUGGAUUUGGAUGUGAGAAUUACAUUCCUGUGCUUCAUUCUUAGAUAAACAAGUUGGAGAAAGCUGUCGCCGCCGCGCACACCUUCUUCGUGGGCAAUCCCGAGCACACAGAGAUGCGUCAGAACCUGGACUAUUACCAAAGCAUGUCCGGGGUGAAGGAGGAGGACUUCAAGGAUCUUGAGGCCAGACCCCACAUGCAGGAGUUCCGGCUGGGAGUGCGCCUCUACUCUGAGCAGCAGCCCCAGGAGGCCGUGCCCCACCUGGAGGCGGCGCUGCGGGAGUACUGGGUGGCGGAUGGGGACUGCCGCGUGCUCUGCGAAGGCCCCUACGACUACGACGGCUACAACUACCUGGACUACAACGCCGACCUGGUCCAGGCCAUCACAGAUCAUUACGUCCAGGUCCUCAGCUGUAAGCAGAGCUGUGUCACUGAGCUGGCGUCCCACCCAAGUCGCGAGCAGCCCUUUGAAGACUUCCUCCCGUCGCAUUACAACUACCUGCAGUUUGCCUACUAUAACAUUGGGAAUUACACACAGGCUAUUGAAUGUGCCAGGACCUAUCUCCUCUUCUUCCCCAACGACGAGGUGAUGAACCAGAACCUGGCCUACUACACAGCCAUGCUGGGAGAGGAACGAGCGGAAGCCAUUGGUCCCCGCGAGAGUGCCCAGGAGUACCGACAGCGAAGCCUGCUGGAGAAAGAACUGCUUUUCUUUGCUUACGAUGUCUUUGGGAUUCCCUUUGUUGAUCCGGAUGCGUGGACUCCAGAAGAGGUGAUUCCCAAGAGAUUGCGAGAGAAACAGAAGUCAGAACGGGAAACGGCCGUCCGCAUCUCCCAAGAGAUCGGAGACCUCAUGAAGGAGAUCGAGACCCUUGUGGAAGAGAAGACCAAAGAGUCUCUGGAUGUGAGCCGGCUAACCCGAGAAGGCGGGCCCCUGCUCUACGAAGGCAUCAGCCUCACCAUGAACUCCAAGGUCUUGAACGGCUCCCAGAGGGUGGUGAUGGAUGGCGUCAUCUCCCACGACGAGUGCCGGGAGCUGCAGAGACUGACCAACGCAGCAGCGACUUCGGGAGAUGGCUACCGGGGUCAGACCUCCCCACACACCCCCAACGAGAAGUUCUACGGCGUCACUGUCUUUAAAGCCCUCAAGCUGGGCCAGGAAGGCAAAGUGCCCCUGCAGAGCGCCCGCCUGUACUACAACGUGACGGAGAAGGUGCGGCGCGUCAUGGAGUCCUACUUCCGCCUGGACACCCCCCUCUACUUCUCCUACUCCCACCUGGUGUGCCGUACCGCCAUCGAAGGUGGGCCUCUCCACCCCGCACCUGUGCCCGGCCCCCCACUCUGCGGGACGCUGGGAUCACCUAAAGGGCAAGAUGUGGUCCCCCCAGCUGGGAACCAACCGGUGCAAAGAAACGCACAGCCAGUGAGGGUGACAGGCGCAGCAGAGGAAGCCGCCAUCAGCCGGAGACCUGGGGGUCAGAGGGCGCCCCACAGGAGGUGGUGGCGGUGGUGUGCCAUCCUUUACCUAAACGGAGACUUCGAUGGAGGAAACUUUUAUUUCACUGAACUAGACGCCAAGACCGUGACCGCCGAGGUGCAGCCCCAGUGUGGCAGGACGGUGGGAUUCUCUUCCGGCACCGAAAACCCGCACGGAGUGAAGGCCGUCACCAGAGGGCAGCGCUGCGCCAUCGCCCUGUGGUUCACGCUGGACGCGCGGCACAGUGAGCGGGACAGGGUGCAGGCGGACGACCUGGUCAAGAUGCUCUUCAGCCCAGAAGAGGUGGACCUGCCCCAGGACGCGCGGCAGGCCUCCCCCCAGCCUGCAGAGGCACCUCUCUCCAGCAGUGAGCUGGGUCACAAGGACGAGCUCUGACAGUGUCCACCCCACCCCUGGAUGGGCCACGAGGCCCACCGUGAGGAACUCUGUCGUGCCUGCUGGACUCCUGCCCCUGGGGGCCGCGGAGCAGUGGGGGGCUGGCUGCGCCCAGCCGAGGGGACCCGCUCACAGCUGUGGGUCGGCACGGUGCUACCGCUCGUGGAGUGGACACGGCAGGACGCCUGCUUCCCUCGGGACCUAGCUGGGGGCUCAGGCAGCCACACCACAACAAUACAGUAUUUAAGUGUCUGUGUAGAUAACCAAAGAAUAAAUGA
Molecule: messenger RNA, 2288 nt
Organism: Condylura cristata (star-nosed mole)
Lineage: Eukaryota; Metazoa; Chordata; Mammalia; Eulipotyphla; Talpidae
Gene: P3H1
Product: prolyl 3-hydroxylase 1
Exons: 15
Biological process (GO): collagen metabolic process
Cellular component (GO): endoplasmic reticulum
Molecular function (GO): protein binding; L-ascorbic acid binding; procollagen-proline 3-dioxygenase activity
Source: RefSeq, a predicted model, not a curated record